Messenger RNA from Episyrphus balteatus (marmalade hoverfly), 666 nucleotides. RefSeq lists its product as uncharacterized. The record is from RefSeq and is a predicted model, not a curated record. NCBI's taxonomy places the organism in Eukaryota, Metazoa, Arthropoda, Insecta, Diptera, Syrphidae. Bases 105 to 572 code for a protein of 155 amino acids. The transcript is spliced from 2 exons.
UUUUGACUUUAUAAUCCUUGAUUUUUUUUUACAAUAAUUGACAAUUGCUUUUAUUUAAAUGAUAUUUUUGAAAAUAAUUUUGAAGAAAAAAAGCAGCCCUUUAAAUGGCAGAAAAACCAAAUUGCAGUGAAACUCCCAGUAACAAUCAGCCCGCCAGACGAAGGACUCACAAGUUAUCAGUACUUUCAAGUGUUCUUAAAACUCAAACAUCUUCAAUUCAGCACAGGGCAUGCCCAAAAAUAAAGAAUAAACCAUCAGGAGGAGGAGGAAUAAGGAUGUUUUUUAUAAAAGCCUUAAUCGGCGGUGGAGCAAUUUAUGGCAGUUCGUUGUUGGGUGUAUGGGGUGAAGCAGAAGAAAGUGUGAAAGCAUAUUCCAAAAUUAAAGCAGCUAUUUGCCAAAUUGAUAAUGAGAAAUUCAUACCAGACGAUGUGAAGACUGACUUGCUUGAUAAAAUGAAUAGAUCUACCGCAUUUCUUAAAGAUCAUCUCACGACCCUACCUCAAGAAAUGAAGAGCUAUUAUGAAAAAUCAGAGAAAUACAUCAACGACUUGAUAAAAGGAACAAAACCAUAAAUAGUAAUUUUAUAAAUUUGGACAAAAUACAAAAACGAAUUUGGAAACCUCUUUCAAAUAAAACUUGGAUUUAAAAGACUGAUUUUGGAGAGAA